Messenger RNA from Histoplasma mississippiense, 5691 nucleotides. RefSeq lists its product with no specific name. The transcript has 4 exons. Gene Ontology annotation, molecular function: phosphopantetheine binding; catalytic activity. Gene Ontology annotation, cellular component: cytoplasm. The coding region runs from base 1 to 5691 and encodes 1896 amino acids. Gene Ontology annotation, biological process: amino acid activation for nonribosomal peptide biosynthetic process; secondary metabolite biosynthetic process. The record is from RefSeq and is a predicted model, not a curated record. Lineage: Eukaryota; Fungi; Ascomycota; Eurotiomycetes; Onygenales; Ajellomycetaceae.
AUGUCCGAAUGCACAGGAAAUAUGGAAGGCCGUUGCAUAUUUCCAAAACUAGAAGCUUCCUGCCGAGGAAACCCCCAAUUCGGGUCAAUCGAUAUGAAGCCAGAUGCUCUUGAUGAUAUCGCAAAAAGGACGACUAAAGAGAGUACCUCGUCCCUGUUCGAUCUGGUUCAGUGUGCGUGGUCCAUUCUUCUCAGCAAGUACACUGAUUCCGACACCAUCACUUUUGGGGUCAUAGCGAAUCCGAAGAUGGAUGUAAUGGACCAGUUGUUAGCAGUGAUAGACGAAUUCUCUCCGAUUUCCCACUCCGUCCGUCUUCAAAAAGUUCGGAAAUUCCCAACGAUGGAGUGUGAUCACCAAGAGCAUUUCAAUACCUGUCUUCUCUUUGAAGAUGUCAUAACUUCAGGAUGGAUAUCAAACGCUGGCGAUGGUCUUUCCACCAUUGGCGAUAUUUCAGUGAUUGUGAAAUCGUCCGCGCUCACCCCACAAAUCUCUAUGCACUAUUCCACUUCAAUCCUGGGCCAUUCCAUGGCUUCCAACAUGAUUGCCACUCUCAGUGAAAUCCUCAACUGCCUUUUAUGGAAACCGUCGCGGACACUUUCAACAUCGCAACUGUUGUGCGGCUCUCACCGGCAGCAAAUAUCUGCAUGGAAUGCCCGGUCACACACCUAUCCACUUGAUUGUUGCAUUCACGCACUCUUCCAUUUGAAAUGUAUGCUUCAUCCUGAUUCCCAAGCAGUGUGUGCUUGGGAUGGAGGUCUGACGUACCAGGAGUUGGACGACCUGUCCUGGAGGGUCAAGGCACGAUUAACAACACACAAUGUUGGGCCGGGAUCCAUAGUUCCGAUGCUUUUCGAAAAGUCUAAAUGGGCAGUUGUUGCGAUGUUAGGGGUCCUCAAGGCUGGUGCUGCCUUUGUCGCGUUGGACCCUGCAUACCCCGAAAAGCGUUUGCGGGACAUCUGUGAGGAUGUGGAAGCAAAUGUCAUCAUUUGUUCUGAUUGGCUUGUGCAGCAUAACUUAAAUUACACGACGAUAGCAGUUGGCGAUGGCACUGUUGCUUGGGGAACGGAUCCUGCGCGAAAUCAGUCACGAGUACAGUCCCACGACCCUGCAUAUGUUGUUUACACGUCGGGAUCGACAGGGACACCGAAAGGAGUUGUGAUUGAACAUGCUUCGUUCUGUUCUAACGCAGUUGCCAGUAGUAAAGCACAAAAUCUUGACAGCUCAUCCCGGGUGCUCCAGUUUGCCUCUUAUGCCUUCGAUAUCAGCAUUCAUGAAUGUCUGACUACGUUGAUAAUCGGAGGCUGCGUUUGUAUCCCUUCUGAGUUUCAGCGAUUGAAUGACUUGAAAAGUGCAGUCCAAAACUUGCAAGCCAACUGGGCAGAACUUACACCGACCGCUGCCAAGCUGUUACGACCAGAAGAUGUGCCAACCGUGAAGACUCUAAUUUUGGGUGGGGAAUCCAUGACAUCAACGGACAUAGCAAUAUGGAACGAAAACGUGCACUUGGUAUGCGCUUAUGGGCCUGCGGAAUGCACGGUUGUUUCCAAUGUACAACCCCAUGUGACCGAGCCUGGUAAUAUAGGAUUCUGCUUUGGUGGGUCAUGCUGGAUUGUAGAUAAGGAAAACCACAAUAACCUCGCAGCUAUUGGGGCCAUAGGAGAGCUCGUAAUCGGAGGGGCCAUCGUUUCCAGAGGAUAUCUCAAGAGACCCGAGCAGACAGCAGCUGCAUUCGUUACUGGGCCCCAAUGGGUAUCAGAUUUCGACAUAGGUGUAGAGCAACGGUUUUAUAAAACAGGGGAUCUGGCCAGGUACAGAUCUGACGGCUCAAUUGUAUACAUCGGGCGAAAGGACACUCAAGUCAAGAUACGUGGACAAAGGGUGGAGCUCGGAGAAAUUGAAUACGUCUCACAACAAUGCCUCAAAGAAACAAUGGUUGUCGCCGAAGUUAUUGCCCACGAAACACGAAGACCUUCAUUGGUUUUAUUCAUGGCGACAAAACAGUUAUUUACAGCGGAGCUGGUCUCCGGCAUCACCAUAUGCGAGCCGGAUGGAAAAUUUCGUGAAGUUGUAGCGCGCUUAAAAGUGCAUCUGCAAAAUGCGCUCCCAGCAUAUAUGGUACCUGCAGCAUACAUCCAAUUGGCCGCUAUGCCUGUGUCACGGACAGGAAAGGUAGAUCGACGGGUUUUGCAAAAGGCUGUCAGCGAUUUAUCAGAGAACCAGCUAAAGGAGUAUCGCAUGGUGACCAGUGUGGACAGAGGAUUCAGCUCGGCAAAUACUCCUGUCGAGGAGCUGGUCCAACAGUUACUGGCAACUACCCUUGGUCUGCCAUUGACUGCCGUCGGAAUGAAUGAUAACUUUUUAAAACUGGGUGGAGACUCUGUCUCUGCAGUCAGCUUGGUAGAAACUGCUCGCCAAAAAGGGCUCAAACUGACAGUGGCAUCCCUGUUCACUGAUCAAUCAAUAUCCAAGCUGGCAUGUAAUAUAGCAGAAUACCAAAUAUCCCACGAUCAACCACCGCCACCGCCGUUUUUCCUGUUGAACCCCCUGGAAAAGGACUCAAUUAUCUCAAGCGCAGCGGUCAAAUGUUGCAUCCACCCUGAAAAUAUUCAAGAUAUAUAUCCCUGCACGCCCCUGCAAGAGGCUCUCAUCGCAUACACGGCACGGACACCCGGCUCACUUCAGUGUAGUUUUCGUUUCCAAUUGCCAAGGGACCUUGACGUGGUUAUGUUUAAAAAGGCAUGGGCAGAAGUGUGCAACGCAAAUCCUAUUUUACGCACGAGAAUUAUCAUGGCAGAUUCACUCCAAGCAUUUCAAGUUGUUAGUUUCGAAGUAGAGCCACAGUGUCAAUCAAGUGAAAAUGAAUCGGAAUUUCCAAAAACACUCAUGUCGUUCGGGACCCCGCUAGUUUCAAGCUCGAUCGUCGAUAAGGGGAGUGAGAUCGAGCCAUUGACCUUCAUCCUCACAAUUCAUCAUGCCCUAUUUGACGGAUGGUCAUACCAGAGGAUCUUGGAAGCUACCGAAAAUGCGUAUAAGGGAACACACAUGCCGUCGCAGCAGCCUUUCGCGUCAUUCAUCGAAUACGUCAACAAUUUAGAUCUAGAACUCGCGCGUGAUUUCUGGACAGAAGAAUUUCAAGGAUUGAGAACAGUUGGGUUUCCAUCCCCAUUCCUCUCGCCAGGCUAUACUCCAAAAUCCACCAGAACCGCCACCCGGUCCAUCAUGGUUUCCAAAUGGCCUAACGGCAGAUAUACAUCAUCCAUAGUGGUCAGGUUGGCGUUCACUGUUCUUCUUUCAUGGUACAUGGAAACCAACGAUGUUCUUUUCGGGAUCACUGUGGCUGGUCGCGGUGCUCCGGUCCCUGGGAUCUAUCAAAUGACGGGACCCACAAUAGCGACGUUUCCGCUCCGUACUAUUCUCCACCCUCAUCUAAGCAUCGAGGAGACACUGAGUGAAAUGCAAGCGCAUGCGGCGAAACUGAUUCAGUUCGAGCAGACAGGCUUACGACGGAUCAGAAGUUAUGGAGGGGACGCAUCUUCAGCGUGCGACUUCCAAAACUUGCUCGUUAUACAGCCACAAAAGAGUACAAUUUCUUCCGAGCUAUUCAUUGAAUCUCCAAACAAUUCUGCUGAACAGCUGAAAUUGAGCACCCAUCCACUAACAAUGGUGUGCGAACUUUCUGGAGAACGGGCGUUGUUUGUCACUGCAAUUUUUGAUGGUUGUAUUUUGGACCACGACGCUGCGCAGAUAAUGUUGGAACGCUUUGAGCACGUCCUUCACGAUAUUACAGAUAAUCCGGGACAAAAAAUUGGCUGCGUAAUUCCUGAUAUGCCACCAAACCCCGACGCCCCGAUGAAUGAAUCGGGUCUCUUGCGUGACGUUGAAUACCAAGCGCAAAAAUAUCUAGGCGAACCGUACCAAGUAGUCGUUGACAUGGUUUGUCCAAAAGAUCUGUGUACAGGGAGGCUUGCUGUAUUUGUUUGUGAAAAUCUGGGGCACCAAAGCAUAGAGACAGAGCUGUUUGCCGUCCCGGAAAAUACCUUCAAGCUCAAACUCCGUGGGUUGAUAGAAUAUAUGAGCAAAGCUAUUCCUGGGAACCGUGAGGAGAGAGUUCGAAAAAUUAUUGCACGAGUCAUCGGCAUAGACACAGAUGCGGUUGGGAUCAACGAUGACUUCUUCAACCUAGGCGGUGACUCCAUCUCGGCAAUACAGGUGGUCACUCUGUGCAGAGAAGAUAGUUUAUUGCUGACCGCCUUGGAUGUCUUCGACGCUAAAACUGUCAAACUCAUAGCCUCGAAAGCAAAGCCUUCUACGAUUCCAACACCACCAUCAACACCCAGUGAAGGUGGACAGUCGAUGGUCCGGUUCCCCUUGUUAUCCUUGGCACCUCCUGAGGAAGAGGAACUCGAAUUAAGGCUCAAAGAGAACUUGGGUAUUUCUUACGACGAAGUAGAGGAUGCGUACCCUUGCCACCCUGUACAUGAGGGGCUUCUCAUCACUCAGUCGUUGAAUACAUAUAAGUACCGGUCAUAUACCAUAUGGGAAGUGACUUCAAAAGUUCCCCAGUGUUCCAUAUGGCCAAUGCGCUUGGUAAAAGCUUGGACAGACAUUGUAAGGCGCCACCCAGCCCUGAGAACCAUUUUGGUUAAUCGCGGAACCAACGGCCAAGGGAAAACACAUAUCGUGCGGAAGGUGAUAAAUACUGACCUCCACGUUCUGUCAUGUACUGAUAACGAAAUUAUGGACAUAUUGCGCAAGUCUUCCCUGAGUAAUGAGGUGAGCAGUGCUCCUCCAUAUCAAUUCACCCUGUGCCAAACCGAUACUGGUAGGCUUUAUUGUAAGCUCGAGGGUAGCGAUGCCUUUCUAGACGCAGCUUCCCUCCUAAUAAUUUUACGGGAGUUGUCACAAUCAUACGAAGGACGGCUCUCUUUCUCUGCAGGUCCAUUGUACAGUCAGGCCACUGCGUACUUCUGCGAUGCCGUGAGGUUCAGAGGCCUGAUAGACUACUGGAAAACCCAAAUGCUCGAUAUGCAACCGUGCAUAUUUCCCCGACGCCAAAGUGACGAAUUUCAGAGAGAACUUCGCACCAUGAAAAGAGCAGCUACUGACAAAGCUUUGCUAGGUCGCUUUUGCCUUGAAAAUGGGGUCACUAUGAGCAAUGUUUUUCAGACUGCCUGGGCUAUGGUACUGCGGAAAUACACAGGGUUGGACGACGUAUGUUUUGGGACAGUUGUUUCGGGGCGGGAUGUUCCUAUUCCCGAAAUCCACAAUGUCGUUGGCUCUUUUUUCAAUGUAAUUGUUUGCCGAUUACGUUUCACAGCGCAAGGCAGCUGCCGCGACGUUUUGGUAAGAAAUCAGGCGGAGCACGGAACCAGGCUUCGAAAUGGGAAUUGCUCCCUGAUAGAUGUUUUGCAACUUUCCAAGUAUUUCGGCAAACCGCUAUUCAAUACCUGCAUAUCGGUAGAACAGCCCUUGUCAAAUGAAGACGAGAGCGAAAUUUGCUUCAAAGAGGUAGAAACAUAUGAAGCGACAGAGUAUGACAUUAUUAUCAAUAUAUGCGUUGGGAAAAACACGGUCGAAGCAACAUUCACGUAUUGGGCUUCGGCAUUGGAAGAUUCCGAGAUCAUUACCGUUGCGGACGAAUUUAGAGAAUCUGUAGCACAAAUUCUCCUUUUGGGAGAAGCAACCGAAUAG